Mustela lutreola (European mink) is the source of this 3804-nucleotide messenger RNA. It is a transcript of the gene PRR11, whose product is annotated as proline rich 11. The transcript is spliced from 10 exons. Lineage: Eukaryota; Metazoa; Chordata; Mammalia; Carnivora; Mustelidae. Gene Ontology annotation, cellular component: cytoplasm; nucleus. The record is from RefSeq and is a predicted model, not a curated record. Bases 412 to 1515 code for a protein of 367 amino acids.
CCAUUGGCUGCAUCCUCAUCUCCACUUUCAAUUUCAUAGUUAAGGCUCCGCAGAGAAGAGCUUGCGAUUGGUAUAAUCGGAAGAAGAACCCACCAAUUACACAAAAGCUUCCACAAACAGCAUAAGGGACGUGACACACCUUCUUAGGUCUCCUGCUUCCCCUCCCCAUGGCUCCCGCCUUCCACUUAUUCAUACCAGAAGCGCCUCAGCUCUCAUUGGCCAGUGCGUGGUGACCUUUUAACCAAUCACAAACCAGACUGUGCUCCUACACUACCCAGACAGCGAAUCGUGGAGAGACCUUUGCUACGAUUGGUCCCUCCAUGAUAAGGUUUUAAUUUUGAAUCUUUCUUUAAGGAGAAGGAGAGGCCACUACCCGGACUCCAUCUGAUCCCGGGCUCUUAGACUUAAAUCAUGCCUAAGUUCAAGCAACGAAGAAGAAAGUUAAAAGCCAAAGCAAAAAGAUUAUUCAAAAAAAGAGAAGCCUCUCACUUUCAGCCCAAGCUAAUCACACCUCCUCCGCCACCACCCUCACCAGAAAGAGUGGUUAUUCCUUCAGCAGAUACUUCCCUUAGCAGAAGUUGGCUAAGACCAUCCUGGAACUUUAGACUUCCUAAUAUCAAAGAUACCGUAAAACUUUGGACAAAUAGAGUGUGGUCUAUAUACAAUUGGUGCCAGAACUGCAUGGCCCAGAGUUUAGAAGUAUUGAAAGACACCAUCUUUCCAUCCCGUUUCUGCCACCGAGAACUCCACAGUCUAAAAGAACGGUUUUGCAUUUUGGAAAGUGAAUUAUGCAAGCUCCAGGAAACACUGAAGACUGUCUUGGAAAAUUCUUCCUGCCCAAGCUGUGGUCAAACCUGUCACAUAAGUGGUAAACUCAAAAAUGUGCCCGCCCGCGUGCUAAACACCCCUGGAGAAUCUCGAGCGAUACUUCCUCCCACACUGCCAAAGCCAGUCACCCCCACUCCUGCUCUUCUUCCUCCGCCGCCCCCGCCCCCUCCACCUCCUCCUCUGCCUCCGCCUCCACCGACCACAGCACCUGUGCUGCUCAGAAAAUCCGAUCGCACUAAAGCUCUGCAGGCUGGGCCAUUAAAAAGAGAUGGACCCAUGCAGAUAACAGUUAAAGAUCUACUGACUGUGAAGUUAAAGAAGACACAGUGUUUUGAUGAAAGGAAGAAGCUUAUACCAUCACCAAAGGCACAGAAUCCACUAGUUACUGUCUCUGACCUACAACGUGUCACCCUGAAGCCCAACUCCAAAGUACUAUCAACUCGAGUUACAAAUGUCUUGAUUACCCCUGGUAAAAGCCAGAUAGACCUGCGGAAACUACUUAGAAAAGUUGAUGUAGAGAGAAGCCCAGGUGGAACCCCACUUACCAAUAAAGAAAACAUGGACACAGGAACUGGGCUUACUCCAGUAAUGACUCGGGCCUUGAGGAGAAAGUUUCAGAUGGCUCACCCUAGAAGCCCAACUCAAACUCUGCCACUUUCUACAAGCAGCUUUGAUGAACAAAACUGAUGCUAACUCUGCCUGAUGCCACAUGAUGAUCCAUAAAACACACAGAUAAAAUCACCCCAAUCCUUUUUUUUAAUGUACUAGGGUUUAUAUAAAUAAUUAUACUAAUAUAUAAUUCCAUUUGAAUUAUAUAAUUUUGGGGAGCCACCCAGGUGCCCCAAAAAUAUGAGUUCUUGUUGUUCCUGUUUUAUUCAAGGGAGUCUUUUCUAUUUGAGUUUUCAACAUUUUUUUACUUGGGAAAUCUGUACAAUGCUUAUGGUUAAUAUACACUUAUUUUGCCUGGAUUUACAAGUCCAAGAAUUGUCCAUACAUACUGUGAUAUAAAGUGAGUAUUUGGGUAUUUUUUAGUUUGUAUGAUCAAUAAGAGAGCAGAUGGGAAAAUGCAGUCCCUAAAGAGAUGUUUAUCCGGGAAUAACCCAAUUUAGGUUGGAGAGGUCGUUCAAAUUUAACUAGAUAACAAGUUUAUACUCAAUAGAUACAGUUUUGACGUUAAGAAAAUAACCUGAUUCCUUAAAAAAUAAAAUGAAAUAACCCUGUUCCCAUUCCUCUUGCAUAUUCUCAGGUAAUUAAAAAGAAAAGUAUUUCAGCCUAUAAAGCUAAUGCAUUCUUCAGUAAGCGUUACAGACUUGAUCAGUAAAAAGAACCUCUAGAUUUGAUUUCUGUUUACUGUAAACAGUUAGGAGGUAAGAAUGUCCCCUAUCCCAACCCAAUUAUUUUCCAAAUGGAUUUGAAGCAAAAUAUCCAAUAUAACCUUAAAAAUGAGAAUGUACCAUUUCUAGCAGCUAGAAAGGAUCUUUAGGUAGUCAUAUCUAGAUCACUGAAGUCUGAGAUAUUCCUUUCUUUGACAUUUUCUAUCCACAUUCAUGCAGCUAAUUAUAAGUUUUAUGAGGAUCUCAACAUGAACUGUGUAUUUUCCAGAGUGGCCUGCCCAGGAUUAUCUGAAGUCCAUAGCAGAUCUUCUGUGAGACCUAAUUCCUGUUCUCAACAGCCUAUAUCUUCAGGAACAGUAAUAAUACAAACCUCACUGGAUUUUUGUUCUCUCCUGCCAGUCCGGGGUAGCCAGAUUUAGCAGUAAAUAUACGAUAGCCAGAUUUGAAUUUAAAAAAAACUUUUAAAUAGAAAUACAUCCUAUUAAACAAUGGGUAGGGGAUUUUGUUGUUGUUGUUGUUUUAGUAUGUCCCAAAUAUUACAUGGGAGCUAUAUAUUUAUACUGAAAAAAUUAUUCACCAUUUAUCUGAAAUUCAGCUUUAACAGGGCAUUCUUUAUCGUACCUGGUCACCCUAUGGCUCAGUCCCCUACAAAGUUGCCAAGUAUUUCUGGGAGCCCCCAGGUUGUCAGACAUGUCUACUUAGCAGUGGACACAAUUAUAGCUUCAGCCAGGAUCCCCAUUACUAUUAUGUUAAGUAUCACAGAGAAUGGGAAACUCUCAUCAGGGUGAGUUCCUGUGACUGAAAGUACAGGAUUAGCUUUGAUCCCCUGCAGUUCCAAGAAUAAGGACAGCAGCUGCUUGUGGAUGGGAAACAAGGUGUUUCAGAUCUUUACUGAACUUCCUAGCCUGACAGGAAGCAGCUACAGGGGUAAUACUAUUUUAGCCUAGGCUACAAAAGAUAUUUCAGUCAUUUCCCAGAAAUACCUAUAUUUCCACAGACAAAUACUGCUUUGAAAUACCAAAUAGAGUGUUGUGGAAAGUCACCAGACUGGAAAGCAGACCUUGGGACCAUGUUUUGUUCUCAUGAGACCCAAAUUUAUGUCUACAGACACAUUUAUGAAUGAAAAUUAAACAGGUAAUAAAGUUAAGAAACAUACCUGCUUCUAAUUUAAAACAAAACAAAACAAAGCCUGCAAGCUACACUUAUAUAAGAAUAAAAGGAAUGAUCUCUGAGAACAAAACAUUUGAGUAUUUGUAACGAUGUUUUAUGGAGCACUUACAAUGCUUAUGUUAAUAAACCACCAGGUACUGUCUCAAUUUAAUUUAAAUGAUUUGAUGAUUUGAUCAUUCUUGUGGAAUAAAGGUUCAUUUAAAAAUGCUAUAGAAAUCCUAUAUAUAAACAUUUAUAAAGCUGCUAUUGCCAUUGUACCAGUAUUAAAAAUGUUUUCUACCUUGUUUUUUUACUAAAUUUUAUGACAGGUUUUAUAUUAUACCAUUUGAGAAUCUUGUGAAUGCUAUGGCUUCUUUACACUGUUGCUAUUUAUAAACUUCCAAUGUUUAUUUUCAGACUGAGUAACAACCAUACAAUAUAAACCCCAUGGUUCACAUGGUGAUGUUUUAAAAAUAAAAAGCAAUUUAAAAAC